Sapajus apella (tufted capuchin) is the source of this 9190-nucleotide messenger RNA. Its product is annotated as zinc finger X-linked protein ZXDB. Lineage: Eukaryota; Metazoa; Chordata; Mammalia; Primates; Cebidae. The record is from RefSeq and is a predicted model, not a curated record. Gene Ontology annotation, cellular component: nucleus. Gene Ontology annotation, molecular function: transcription coregulator activity. The transcript has a single exon. Gene Ontology annotation, biological process: regulation of transcription by RNA polymerase II. Bases 430 to 2874 code for a protein of 814 amino acids.
AAGUACGACGCAACACGUCUAACACUGGGAGGGGCUGGGGUGUGUUUAUUUGGGUAUAUACAAUGAGUCACGGAUUAAAAUUGCUUUUAGCGGAUAGCUACUUAGGUGAUCCACAGCGUUGAUGAACAAGCUGUCGUCAUUUCCCCAUUACCUCAGAAGACCUCCUUAGUUGCUUACUUAUGUUAAUGGUAGAACGCAGUUAGGCAUAGCAGGCUCUACCUCUGGGCUUUCUAUUCUGUUCCAGAGACCCAGUACCAGAAUAUUUAAAUCACCGUGGCGUUAAAUACGUUUUAAUAUCUGAUAGGGCCAGUUUCUGCGCAUUGCACAUUUUUUUUUUUCCCUUUCAGGAACGUGUUCGGGCCCGCGGCAGGGGGCGGGGUCGCGCCUCCGCCGCGGCUCUGGUUCCAGCCGAGCCUCACGGACGCAGAGAUGGAAAUCCCGAAGCUGCUCCCGGCUCGCGGGACCCUGCAGGGCGGCGGCGGUGGCGGUAUCCCCGCGGGCGGCGGCCGGGUCCACCGAGGCCCUGACCCGCUGGCUGGCCAGGUCCCCACGCGCCGCCUCCUGCUGCUCCGGGGCCCCCAAGAUGGCGGGCCCGGGCGGCGGCGCGAGCAGGCCCGCACGGCUUCACGGGGCCCUGGCCCGAGCCUGUUGGCGCCGAGGCCCGAUCAACCUGGCGGCGGCGGCGGCGGCGGCGGCGGCGUCGGCGUCAGCGGCGGCGGCGGCGACGACUUCUUCCUGGUGCUGCUUGACCCGGUGGGUGGCGACGUGGAGACCGCGGGCUCGGGUCAGGCCGCAGGGCCUGUGUUGAGGGAGGAGGCCGAGGCGGGCCCGGGGCUCCAGGGGGGCGAGAGCGGCGCGAACCCCGCGGGCCGCCCUGCGCUGGGCCCUCGCUGCCUGUCCGCGGUUUCCACUCCGGCCCGGAUCUCCGCCCCCGGCCCCGCCGCGGCCUUCGCGGGCACAGUCACUAUCCACAACCAGGACCUGCUGUUGCGCUUUGAGAACGGCGUCCUCACCCUGGCCACGCCCCCACCACACGCUUGGGACCCGGGGGCCGCGCCUGCCCAGCAGCCCGGGUGUCUGAUCGCCCCGCAAGCCGGGCUCCCGCAGGCCGCGCAGUCGGGUGACUGCCCAGAGCUGCCGCCCGACCUCCUGCUAGCCGAGUCGGCCGAACCCGCGCCUGCUCCGGCGCCCGAGGAGGAGGCGGAGGGCCCGGCCGCCGCCCUGGGGCCCCGCGGACCGCUGGGCUCGGCCCCAGGCGUGGUGCUGUACCUGUGCCCUGAGGCGCAGUGCGGGCAAACCUUCGCCAAGAAGCACCAGCUGAAGGUGCACCUGCUGACGCACAGCAGCAGCCAGGGCCAGAGGCCCUUCAAAUGCCCCCUGGGCGGCUGCGGCUGGACCUUCACCACCUCUUACAAGCUCAAGAGGCACCUGCAGUCGCACGACAAACUGCGGCCCUUCGGCUGCCCGGCGGAGGGCUGCGGCAAGAGCUUCACCACCGUGUACAACCUCAAGGCGCACAUGAAGGGCCACGAGCAGGAGAACUCGUUCAAAUGCGAGGUGUGCGACGAGAGUUUCCCCACGCAGGCCAAACUCAGCGCCCACCAGCGCAGCCACUUCGAGCCCGAGAGGCCUUACCAGUGCGCGUUUUCUGGCUGCAAGAAGACGUUUAUCACAGUGAGUGCUCUGUUUUCCCAUAACCGCGCCCAUUUCAGGGAGCAGGAACUCUUCUCCUGCUCUUUUCCUGGCUGCAGCAAACAGUAUGACAAGGCCUGUAGGCUGAAAAUUCACCUGCGGAGUCACACCGGCGAGAGACCUUUCCUUUGUGACUUUGAUGGCUGUGGCUGGAACUUCACCAGCAUGUCCAAACUCUUAAGGCACAAAAGGAAGCACGACGAUGACCGGAGGUUCACCUGCCCCGUGGAAGGCUGUGGGAAGUCUUUCACGAGGGCCGAACAUCUGAAAGGCCACAGCAUAACCCACCUGGGCACGAAGCCUUUCGUGUGCCCUGUGGAAGGCUGCUGUGCCAGGUUCUCCGCUCGCAGUAGCCUCUACAUUCACUCCAAGAAACACCUGCAGGAUGUGGACACUUGGAAAAGUCGUUGCCCGAUCUCCACUUGUAAUAAACUCUUCACAUCCAAGCACAGCAUGAAGACGCACAUGGCCAAAAGGCACAAGGUUGGCCAGGAUCUCUUAGCUCAGCUAGAAGCAGCAAAUUCUCUUACACCCAGCAGUGAACUUACCAGCCAGGGACAGAAUGAUCUCAGCGAUGCAGAGAUAGUGUCUCUCUUCUCUGAUGUACCUGACGGUACUUCUGCUGCAGUGCUGGACACGGCGUUGGUGAACUCGGGAAUCUUGACUAUUGACGUGGCUUCCGUGAGCUCGACUCUGGCAGGGAACCUCCCUGCUAAUAAUAAUAAUAAUUCCGUAGGGCAGGCUGUGGACCCUGCGGCCUUGAUGGCCACCAGCGACCCUCCUCAAAGUCUGGAUACCUCUCUCUUUUUUGGAACGGCCGCCACUGGUUUUCAGCAGAGCCCCUUAGAUAUGGAUGAGGUCUCAAGUGUAACUGUGGGGCCAUUGGGAUCUCUGGGCUCUUUGGCCAUGAAAAACUCCAGUCCAGAGCCCCAGGCUUUGACGCCCAGCAGUAAGCUAACAGUGGACACAGAUGCUCUGACUCCUUCGAGCACCCUUUGUGAAAACAGUGUCUCAGAACUACUGACACCAACCAAAGCGGAGUGGAACGUACAUCCUGACUCUGACUUCUUUGGACGGGAGGGAGAGACCCACUUCGGAUUCCCCAAUGCAGCAGGAAACCAUGGUUCUCAGAAAGAAACAGAUCUUAUCACUGUGACUGGCAGCUGCUCAUUUUUGGUAUGAACCGACUCUAUUCAUUCCUCGCCAUGUGGCUUACUUUUAUUACGGUCCAUUUUGAGGAUAUUCUGGACUAAAUGUUUAAUUAAGUGCAGUCAUUUAUUUGUGGCUUGCAAAAAGAGCACAGCCCUGGACUACAAGUUUGGAGAUCUAAAUUCUGACCUUGAGUCUGGAACUGACAAGUUGUGUGACCCUGAGCAAGUCACUUAACCUAUCUGAGCCUUAAUUUCCUUAUUUAUAAAUUGAGGUGGUUUGAACACAUUGCUCUUAAGAUCUUUUCAGUUUUGUUUUUUUUUUGUGAUUUUGUGCUUUUUCUUGAAAAAUUUCGGGCAUUUUGCAAUUAUUAGUUAUUGUUUGUACUUGUAAGGAAAAGCGGUUUGAGCCCUCUAGCAUUAAAUAAUGAGAGAUUGAGGAAUUGGUGUUUUACAUUAAAAAUUUAAUGGAAAUUUUACACAGUACAAAAAUAUUGAAAGUCGAAUGUUAGAACUCAAAAAAAAAAAAAAAAGAGCUAAAAGUAGGUUUUGGUUCUUCUUAGCUGUUUAUCAUUCUAACUUUUUUUUUUUUUUUAAUGAUGAGAGGGUGUGUUUUUGUUGUGGAAAAUACAAGGGCUUUUGUUACCACUCAGACCCAGAGUGAAAUGUUUGCUUUGUGGUUUUGAAUAAGUUGGCCUUAAAUAAGUUAUUAGUCUCACUAAGCCUCAGUUUGCUAGUUGUAAUGUAAAAUGGUCAUAGCAGUGUGAAUAUAUGUGUUAAAUCCUAGACUUAUUUUUCUACCCCAGUAGGUUGUACUGAAAGGAUAAUGUUAUAUAUGUUUCAGCAUGUUUUGGUGAAUCUUCAUUUCCUUUCCUACCCCUUGUUUUCCCUCCUCAAAGUGGAGAAAUUAGCACAAAUUAAUAUCAGGGUUGUGUAGGCAAUAAACAUUUGCAAAGGUUAAGAAAGAGGAAAAGGAAUUUAUUUCUUCCUAGAUUAGGAAGGAUUUUUCUCCGCACAGUUCUUUUGUGUCAUUGACAACAGGUCCAUUAGACCAGUUUGCUAACGUAUUUGCUCUGCAUUCAACGCAAGCUCAUGCAAUGAGUAUACAGCCCAUUCUUCCAAGACAAUCUGGACAUAGAUCAGAGGGAUAUUUUUCUCCCUUCUGUGCCCUAGAGAGCUCAUUGCUGGCUCACUCUUAGAGCCAAAGUGAGAUAAUUUUGUCUGUAUUUUGAGUGGAUACCAUCUAUCUUAAAUGAGUAUAGCCUUUUACAGUUUAUGUGGCACUUUCACAACUAUUAUAUUUGAUCCUCACAAUCCUCUGAGGUAAUUGUGGCAAAGUCAGAACUACAAUUCACAUCAAAAUUUACCGAGCUCAGAUUACAAAUGUAUUUCACUUAGUAACAAGUGUGUGUGUGUGUGUGUGUGUGUGUGUAGCUCAAAACAAAGAGGAAAUAUUUCCAAAUCUCCCAUUCGACUCUUGAGUUUCAUGACUAUUUUGUUUAUAACCAUUUGCUCUCUUCCACGUUUAUUGAUUUCCCUUACAUCCCUUAUACUCCACCCUAUUUCCUUGCAGGUAUACACCAGUUCUUGCCAUACACCUCUUUUAUUUACAUUUAAAUUAGACAGAUCUCUUACAUGGUCACCAUCUCUCUCUCAGCCAUUCUUCUUUUGGCCCAUUUUUCAGUCACAGUAUUACUGCAAGUUUGUCUGUACACUCAGAAGUUAUUUUCUGGAUUUAGAUGGCAAUGUGUUUAUACAUGAAUCAGAUAAUAAUGGAGAUAUUUUAUAUAAGGCAUUAAUGAGAAGUACUUGACUUUUUCUUUUUUACAAUGUUGUCCUGGUAGCAAACACUAUUAGUUGCUUUCAAUACUGUUUACAUGUGGAUACUUGGGGAUAACAAUUAUUAUGGCACUUUCACAGUGCACUUUAAUAUUUGCCACCUUGAUAUGCAUCUUUGCUGUCUUUAUAAUUUUUAAGUUGGUUGUUCUUACUAAAUGAAAAAGCAAAAGAUAUACAUAAAUUUGUAAUUCAAAGAAAUAGAAUUUUGUGUUUAACUGUUUUCCCUUAGUAUUUUAAAAAGAUUUUAAGCCCAUUUUAGAAAUGUGUUAUCACUAGCUCAGUCCUCCUGAGUAGAUUAUUCUUAUUUUCCUAUAGAAAAUGCAGAGACCUGAGGUGAAUACAAGGUUCAUAGGCAUCCAUUAAGAUAUAUAACCAUAUAGAUAUUUUAAAACUCUGUCACGUUUCCUUAAUCCCUCAGAUCUAUUUCUUCCCAUUAAAACUAUAAUAAGCUAUGCUUUUGUUAUUGUCUAUAGAAUUUUCAAAGGAUAUUUUUUUUUCUGAAGAUAAAAAUCUUGUGAUUGUCCAUGGGCUCACAGUUUUUCCAAAAGAUUUCUCUUUCAAUAUUGUUGUUCCAGCAUGAUGGUUGACAUGGCAUGUAAUUACAGACAGAAGUUUGACUACAAAAACAUAUUAGUGUUUCUGUUAGUGUUGGCAUAAGCUUGCCUUUUUGUUUAAACAAUGGGACAUGAUUUAAUUUUAUCUCAUUUGCCUUUUGUUCAUCUUCAGUCCUUGAUUUAUUAACAUUUUGCCAAUUGAAAACACAAUAAACAAUGCCUUGCAGGAAGGUUUGAUUCUGGGGGAUCCUGUUGAGCAUAUUUAUCAUGAGUUUAAACAUGUUAAUCUUGACAUUUUUACCAGUUAUCUCAUUAUAGUGUUACAUAAUUGAAAGCCUUGAAUAGUAAAAGUGAAACUUCUUGGAAUAUGAUGAUCCUCUUUCUAUGUGGAUUAAAUGUUUCAUAUUCUCAUCCAGGAAAAUAGAGAAGGCAUUAGUAUAACAGGUUAUUUAUGACUGUUCCUUCAUUCCACAUAAAGCAAUGAUUAACUCCCUAAUGGGAAUAUUCAUAAUCCCUUGGUAAUUAUUGGUAUCAAACAGAUCCACUUGAUAACUUCAUGAUGAUAAAACUCAAAUUAAAUGCAACUCACUCAUAAUAUGUAAUAAUUGAAAUGUAAGGCUGAGCUGAAAUAUAUAUAUAUAUAUAUAUAUAUAUAUAUAUAUAUAUAUAUAUAAUAGAUUUGCUUAGCAAUUUUUUAAAAAGCAAAUUGUGUGCCGUGGUUUAAAGCAGGGGUCCCCAACUCCAGGCCACAGACAGGUACUAGUCCAUGGCCUGCUAGAAACUGGUCCGCACAGCAUUUGGUGAGUGGCAGGCAAGGGAGCAAAACUCAGUUCCAACUCAGAUCAGCAGUUGCAUUAGAUUCUCAUAGGAGCACAAACCCUAUUGUGAACUGCACAUGGGAGGGAGCCAGGUUGCACACUCCUUAUGAGAAUCCAAUAUCUGAUGAUCUGUCACUGUAUCCCAUCACCCCAAAGUGAAACCAUCUAGUUGCAGGAAAAUAAGCUAAGGGAUCCCACUGUUUCUACAUUAUGGUGAAUAUGUGAUAAUAAUAUAAAGUGCACAAUAAAUGUAAUGUGCUUGAAUCAUUCCAAAACCAUCCCCCUGUCCGUGGAAAAAUUUUCUUCCACUAAACUGGUACCUGGUGCCAAAAUGGCUAGGGACCAAGGGUUUAGGAAACAGAUUGUCUAAGCACAAAACAACCCAUAAAAAGCAAAACAGUUGUUAAAAAAGAAUUUUAUGUGUUUAUCAAAUCUAAAUAGACCGGGCCUUUGGUAACGAUUUUUUAACUAUGGUCCUCUUUGUAUAUUUCAAGUUAAUUUACUGACUACUUGCAGAAUGCAAGGUGGAAUACUAGAGAUACAGAUAAGAAGAGUAAAAUAAGAGCCAUAUCUUAAUUUUGGAGAGGACAUAGAAAUUCACAUAUUAACUAUUUUACAACUAAACAAAAUCGACAAACAUGUUUUCAGAUACCAAAUGAAUGACUUGGAGAAAAAGGAGGGGCAGGAGCUGGAGUGUAAUGGGUGGUUACAUUUAGUUAUAUAAAGAAGAGAGUUGGUGAAUUCCAGCACAAGGAAAUAACUCAAAAUGGAAUUGGCCACACAACACUGUCAAAAACAGCUUAACCCAAAUUCAGGGCUUAUAUUUGACAAGUGCUGGAUGUUAUGGUUAGACUGCCAGUAUGGAGCCAAAUUCUGGAGGGCGAUGCAAACCAAUAAAGAUAGGACUUUAUUCUGGAUAUGACUGAAAGCCAGUGAAGGUACUUGAGAAGGGAAGUCAAAUGUGAUUAUAUAAAAAUAUUAAUAUAGUGGACAUGUAUAAUGUGGAUUAGAUGGGGGAAAUAGUGCAGUCACUUAGGAGUCUAUUGUAAUAAUUCUGGUUGGUUGUGAUGAAGGCUUGGACUGGAGUGGUGACGAGAAGAGAGACAUAUAGGAGCUGUGUCUGAAUUGAGGAAAUGAAUAUAAUUUGGUGACUUACUGAAUAUAUAGGCACCUAUCAGAAAGAGAAAGGAAGAUUAAAAAUGUCCCUAAGGAUUUCUUGGAUACUAUAAAAAUUACAUUUGAUUAAUAUUAACAAAGUUAUGUAAUGAAAUAUUUGCAGGAAUAUUUAUGGAAAGAUGAUUAGGACAUGUUUAAUUCAUCAGGAAGUGAUAAACUAUGGUUAUCUCUGAAUAAACUGUGCAUAUUCUAGAUUUUCCACACUAUUAGACACUGAGAUCAAUUUAUCUUGUUUGUCUCCAUCAUGUGUUCUUAGACUAACAUUUGAUGUUUAUAAUGUUAUUUCCCUUCGAGAAUUUGCAGGACUCUUCAACCCUUUACAAUACAAGCCGAGACCACUCUGCAUCAAAAUGAGCUAUGUCAUCUCCGGCUUCCAUUUAUUUCUUACUACUACUCUAUUCUACUACAGAUAUUCAACAGGUAUUUUUAUUUGGUGCUUAUUAAUAUAACAAACCAGAUUUCUUUAAUUUGGAAGAUGUUGCUUAGUCAUUAAUUUCAGUAGUUUCUGAUGAUAAACUUUAUUAGAUUCAGUUUUAAUUGUAUUUCUCCCAAACUGGAAGAAACAGGACUAGGACUGCCCAAAAGCCAACUUUGAUGCGAUCCUUGGGGCUCCUUAUUCAUAAUCCUCUCUUUCGUUAGCUAACAUGGUAUGGCAAUUGAUGGUGUGUGGGAACUCAGUCACAGAAAUCACAUCCUCUUUUCUCUUUUCACCCUAAUGUAACACAUUUUAUUGUUAACCUGACUACCAGUGGUGAUAACUCAAUGAGCAUGGAGUACAAAAAAAAAAGAGAGAAUAAAUAAUAGUAUAAUUAAUUACCUAGCAAUUACAUUUUGUUCGAUGGUGACUUUGCCGUCCUGCAUUGUCAAAAGAACAAUACAUCUCAUUCUAGUUUUCUGCUGACAUUUAUGCACAUGCAAAACACAUUAACCAUCAUUCUGCCUAUGGAAAAUAUCUUAAUUCAGUAUUUUAAACAAUGAAAAUUAUUAUUAUUAUGAGCACUAACUAAAUCCUUAGGCUACUUCUUAUCAUUACCAGCUUAUUAAGCAGCUGGUGGUUAUUGAGUGCCUACUUUGUGUGAGGGACAGUAUAACACAAAAGUAUGUUACAUUACUUUAUUCAAACAAACAUUUUUAGCACAUAUUUGACAAAUUCUGCCCUUUACCUACACACAUUACAAGCUAGACAGAAACAAAAAAUCGGCAUAAUAUAUAAUCAAGUUCUAGAUGGUUAUAUAUUAGAAUUAAACAGAUUUAAAUAGAAUGGCAGUGGUUAUUCUCACUAUAACCAGAGAGUUAUGAUGAGGAAUAUUUCAAUGUGCAGAUUAUCAAAAUCUAUUUCAAAAGUUCUAAGAAUCUAAAAUUUAAGAAGCAAUUAGGCUAAACUGUUCUAAAUUAAAAUUUAAACAGAAUUGUGACUUGCAGCUUUAAUUAUAGCAAAAUACUAUGGGAAAUAAUUUAUAAAUUAUUGCUAUAUUUUGAUUUUUCUAGAUUGGAAUCCCAGAUAUAUUAAGUGUAAAACCUGAGAGUGAUUUUUUGGAAAUUAUAGAAAACAAACAUUUUGUUCCCAAAUGAGAAAGCCAUAGCACAUAAAUAAAUGAUUUUACACCUGUAAUUUUUGAAAUAAUUUUUCCUUUUCUUAUAUUGGAUACACAAGCAUAUUUUAAUUUUCUGAAACAAAAAAUAACAAGGCCUUUAAUUAGAAAGUAAUUAUUUUAUAUAGGUACACUAGCUGAAAAUAAGGAUAUAAAGACUUUAUUUAUUACUUGGGAAUAGCAACUACUGAAGUUUAGCAUGUAGAAUCCUGAAACUUCACCAAUCAUGUGGUAAGGGAUAGGGCAAUUAUCAAGCAAGUAUCUUACAUUCUGAAUAAAAUAUAGCUAAGUGAAUACAUUUGGAAAAGAGAACAAAGCCCAUUAUAAAAAAAAAUAAAAACUCACUAUAGUGAUAAAUAAUACUAGGUUAU